Onthophagus taurus is the source of this 1491-nucleotide messenger RNA. The record is from RefSeq and is a predicted model, not a curated record. NCBI's taxonomy places the organism in Eukaryota, Metazoa, Arthropoda, Insecta, Coleoptera, Scarabaeidae.
GUUAGUUAAACCUGUCAAAACGAAAGUGCACCUCAGCUUGUUGGUAAAUAACAAGAAAUUAAAGUAAAACAAACUGUAAAAAAUUCCCGGAAAUUUUUAAAAAUAAACACAAUAAAGAGAAGAGGUUAAAAAAAUAAAUGUGACAAAGAAUUUUCGCCUCCAACUUCAUCGGCCUCCCUCGCGUUGAAAAACUCGUCACAAAAUUAAUUUCGGAACGUUAAUUUUAAACUAUGGUGAGAUAUUUUUAAAUAGAUAAAAGUGACUGAAAGGAUAAGGAUCAUUUUCAUUCAUGUUCUUUGAUUUUGAAGAGGUUAAAGUAGGAAGAGGUGUCAAUGACCCGGUUUUUGAGGAUUUAGUGCAAUAGGACAAAAACGGAGACGAAUUCGCUGAUAAUUCGAGUAAAAUUAGAAAACUAAUGCCUAAGAACUCCUCAUCAGAAGGUUUAGCGGAUUCUGCGAAAAUUCGUUGUCCGGCGCCGAUUUCCCGGCUUCGGGUUGAAAAAAUCGAGGGCGGUUUGAUGGUGGCCGGCGUCGUCGUGGCCGCAAAUUGUCAAAUAAUCCUUCCGAUAUUCGGUUUUCUGUUCCUUUUAGUAGGAUGCGUACUCACAGCUGCAUCGUACAGAGGACCAGGAGAAGGCGAAGAACCGGAUCAUUACGCGGCACGAAUCGCUUUCACCGGGAAUUCGAGGAUCUUGGGGCCCGCUUGUAUCGUGGUCGGGUUCCUUAUGACAGCCGCUGGAGUCGGAUUGUGUGUGCUUACGAGGAGGGUUCGAAAACGUGAACAGACAAUUGGUUUUCAUUGUCCGUUACACGGAGAUUUUUAUCCGCUUAGUCCCGUUACGAGUUCAAAAACUCUUGCAACAUUAGAGAAUGGUACAAGAAACACAUUACUUUGUUGGUCAAGAAAACGUGGUCCAGGUGCUAUAGCAGUUGGUCCACCACAGUGCCCUCACAGUCAAGUAUCGAGUACUAGAAGUUCGCUACAAAGUUCACCUCACAGUCAGUGUCCUACUCCAUUACCUUUUCUUGUUAAUUCCGGAUCAGUUAGUGGUUUAGUUCCAACUGUAGCUCAACUAUCACCAGAUCAACCUUUUGGUUCAAUCCGUUCGUUGGCUGUUAGUAGAGAAGUUGCGAGUUUUCCAAUGUCUCGGACACCAACUCCACCUCCUUCGACGUUUGAAAGUCCAAGUUUGAUUCAAGUUCCGGAUGAGGAAAAAUUGGUAUCUCCGGAUAGCGAAGACUUGAAUCUGCAUAAAACAGUUCCCCGGAAAUCCGUUUCAAUAGUAUUACCUUCUGAAAAUAAUCAAGACGUUUAGAAUUAGAUAAGAAAUAAAUUAUAAUUAGAGGACAAUGAUGAUGAAAAGGACAAGACUCACUUCAGCUUAGGUGCGCGAUAAAAAGAUAAUAAACAAUUAGUUGAAUGAAAGAAGAAUGAGAUUAUAAAUUAGUUUUGUUUUUUAAAACUAUUGUAAUUAAUAGAUGAGUGAAUGUA